AUGCCGGCCACAAGCAGCGCGUCUCUGUGGAUUAUUUUCCUCCUCGGCUCCGGUGUGUGCGCCAGGAAGCAGCGCGCCGAGACGGAUGAUGAUGAGUCCUGGCCGGAGAGCGUGUCCAGGGCGAGGUGUGCGUCGCGGUGCCUCAGCCUGCACAGCGUCGCUGCGCUCUCCACAUCGCUCCAGAACAAUGGAUCCUUGGGCUGGUGUCAAAAUCAUAAACAGUGUGCAAAGUGCCUGGAGCCCUGCAAAGAUUCCUGGGAGAUGAAGAGGAAGAGCAAUUGCAGGGAGCUUUGUGAGCGGGUGUUUCCCAAGAAGCACUGGGAGUGCGUGACCAGCUGUGAGUUCCUGCAGUCGGUGCUGGCGACAAAGCAGGGGAGCUGCCCGCCUCCAGAGAGAGCCAGUGGCUUUGCGGCCGCCUGCGUGGAGAGCUGUGACCACGACCGGGAAUGCUCGGCUCAGAAGAAAUGCUGCUCCAAUGGUUGCGGCCACACCUGCCAGUCUCCCAAAGACCUCUACAAAGGUGCUCCUCUGAAGCCAAGGAAGGAGCUGGGCUUCGAGGAACUCCCCACUGGUCAGAUGGUGGUGCGCUGGUCGUCCCGCUUCAACAUCUCAGCCGAACCUGUGGUCUACGUCCUGCAGAGGAGGUGGAACUUCGGCAUCCAGCCCAGCGAGGACACCGCCACCCCCUGGCAGGGGGCUGCCCAGACCACAGAGCAAGGGGUGAGGCUAUCUGACACCCGGCCUGGACGCUGGUACCAGUUCAGAGUGGCAGCCGUCAACACCCACGGAACCAGAGGUUUCACCACACCGAGCCGGCACAUCCACUCUAGCAGAGACCCCGCCAGUCCUCCUGCUCCUACCGAGCUGAGAGUGGCCAACAUGAGCUUCGGCCCCGGCAGGGCGGUGUCGGCCCGGCUCCAGUGGAGCACGCCCGCCGACCUGGACGUCCCCGUUCACCACUACAAGGUCAGCUGGAGCUGGACUGCAGUCCGACAGUCCUCCGCUUCAUCUCUGACCAAGAGGAGGAAGACAGUCAGAGAGGGCCAAGUGGAGCUGGACAGCAUGCGCUCUAACAGGAGCUACAGGGUGGAGGUCCAGGCUGUGUCCUACUGGGGACAAACUCAACUCAGAGGUCCCCGAGCCGUCCUGAGCUUCAACACACAGCGCACGUCCAGUUCUGCUCCGAGCCAACCCACAGGAGACAUUCUGGAUGUGGGGACACCGUUCUACCAGGACGGACAGCUCCGGGUUCAUGUUUACUGGCAGAGCAGCCCUGAUCCUUCAGUUGAGUUCUACAGAAUCCAGUGGGGGCCAGAGUUUUGUGGACACAACCAGACCAGACCCAUGGAGAAGACCAGCACACGGGACAACUUCGUCGGCCUGCAGGGUUUGCUCUUCGCCUGCAAGUAUAAAGUCCUCCUGCAGCCAGUCAGCCAGAAGAGUCGUCCUCUGGCAGAAAGCACUAGCUUCUUCACUCCUUCCUGUUCCACCAUUCAGGCCAAGAGUCCAGGUUCCAUCUCCUGCCCUGGAGAAACAUCGUCCCCUCAGAAGGUCCUGCUGAAGGCAGCCAACCUGACAGCAUCCUUUGAGGUCCGGGGAGGCAACGUGACAGCCAUCUUCAGCUGGGAUUUGUUAAAGGUCCUGUCCCACCAGCAGCUGACUGGUUACCAGGUGACCUGGACGGAGCUCGUCCCCACCAACCACCACAGCAACAACAAGCUGCCUCACAGCCUCAUCUCCCAGUCCCAGAUCCUACCCCCGGACGGUAAAGUGCUGGUGGUGUCAGACCUGCACCCUGCCAGUCUGUACAGGCUGGAGGUGCGUGCCAUCACAGGAGAAGGGGAAGGUCCUGCAAUCAGCCGAACCUUCCAGACCCCUGGAUACCAAAACCCCACGAAGCACAGAUCCAGGCAGAGGAAGCAUCCCCAUAAACUGCGAAUCACAGAGAGGCACUGAGUCCGGACAGCCAAUCAGCCUGCAUGAACCGAGUCUCCCAACAUUAGGAUGAUAAGAAAUCUACAGAGCGGCGAUCACUGAAGACGAGCGCAGCAUCCCGACUGGCAGCUGUUUGAAUCCCUCCCCUCAGUGUCUUCCAGUGGACUGGACUGUUUGGUAGAACGGUAGAUUUACGGCAACAAUGCUAACCAUGCUCUUAAUACAGAGGUAUCCCAGUUAGCGUGAUAUCCUGAUUAAUAAAUCCAGUUCAUCCACUGCAUCACUCUGAAACAGCCAUAACAUUUUGUGCAACUUGCUGUAUUUCCCGUCUGAGAGAUGAAUCUCAGCACUUGUUUGUGAAAUUUAAGUGAUAUUACUAUGACCAUCAUUAUAGCAUGUAGAUACAGUAGCUAUAGAUUUAUAUUCACUGUAGGACUGGGUGUGGUUUGACCAUUUUCCAACAUCUGGUUCCGAAACAUAAAGAAGGAAAACAUCGCCAAAGAAAAAACUGCCUUUCAACAUCGGUUAUAAUGGGGUUCAUGCUCCCGCUGUCUUUUGGAGGUGUGGUGAAUUGAAUUGGAGGAGCUCUGAGGUCUGCGAAACAGCGAGGAAUCAAAUCAACAAAACAGCAGUUGAAUCAAAUGUAGUAAAAAAAAAAAAACGUACAAAUGCAACGUGAUCAGGGGAGAGUUGAGCAGUGCUGUGAAUCCACUUAUCCGUUUAAAGGCAACUCUUCUGUUGUGCUGUUACUCUACCCUGGAGAAGUAAUGAGGUUUGAUACCCGGCCCUAAUCCCCUGCUGUCCUGUAGCUGGAACUGCAUGCCAACGCAAUGUUUAUCGUACCGUCAGUGUCGCCGAGUGGCUGCUUCAUUUUAAAACCUGAAAACAUGUCCUGCAGCUGAUUCACCGUUUCAGCCCCUGUGCUCUGUAAAUGCUGUAUAUACUGUUUGUCUGUAUUUAUUAGUUGUGGUGUAUUUGUGUCUGGAUGAGUGUCUACUGUAAACAUAAUGCAUCUGUACUUUAUGUGUGCUCAGCCUUUUGUAAACCGUUAGAGACCCUGUACAAAGAUGUUUUUUAACUGAAGAUAAA
Molecule: messenger RNA, 3024 nt
Organism: Paralichthys olivaceus (Japanese flounder)
Lineage: Eukaryota; Metazoa; Chordata; Actinopteri; Pleuronectiformes; Paralichthyidae
Gene: anos1a
Product: anosmin 1a
Biological process (GO): neuron differentiation
Cellular component (GO): extracellular region; cell surface
Molecular function (GO): protein binding; peptidase inhibitor activity
Source: RefSeq, a predicted model, not a curated record